GUGCAGGCGGCGAGGUGGUAGUGGUUGUGCCACCUCGCGUGUGGAGGGAAGGAGAGAAGUCAGGAAAUAAAGAGGAAAAGGAGCGAUGCAGAUCUCGGGAAGAACGACAAGACCUUCUUAGUCUUGGCUGGGCCCUGGAGACCAGGCCUUCAGCCUCCGUUCAGCUCCAGACACGCAGCUUCUCCAGGCAGACCUUGCUUCACAGCAGGGAUUGCUCCUCGAGAUCACCCCGGACAAUGUCACUUGGUGGAGGAGGACUGUGAGACCGUGUCUGGAAGUCAGGUCGUAGCGGCUUGCCUGUCACUGCCCAGCUGAGUGGCAGCCCAGACCCCAGGAAGAGCAAGUGGCCGCAGGUCACAGACUCAGAGAGAAUAUGAGUGUGGGGGUGAGCACCGCCAUGCCCCUCCCUCCAACCUCAGACACCAAUGUGGUCACGUCCACCUUCAGCCUGGUGGACUAUGUGGUCUUUGUCCUGCUGCUGGUUCUCUCCCUUGCCAUUGGGCUCUACCAUGCCUAUCGUGGCUGGGGCCGACAUAGCAUCGGCCAGUUGCUGUUGGCAGACCGCAAAAUGGGCUGCCUUCCUGUGGCCCUGUCCUUGCUGGCCACCUUCCAGUCAGCUGUGGCCAUCCUGGGUGUGCCGUCUGAGAUCUACCGAUUCGGGACCCAGUAUUGGUUCCUGGGCUGCUGCUAUUUCCUAGGGCUGCUGAUCCCAGCACAUGUCUUCAUCCCCAUCUUCUACCGCCUGCAUAUCACCAGUGCCUAUGAGUACCUGGAGCUCCGGUUCAAUAAAGCUGUGCGUGUUUGUGGAACUGUGACCUUCAUCUUUCAGAUGGUGAUCUAUAUGGGGGUCGUCCUCUAUGCACCAUCCUUGGCCCUCAAUGCAGUGACUGGCUUUGAUCUCUGGCUGUCAGUGCUGACCCUAGGCAUUGUCUGUACCAUCUACACUGCUCUGGGUGGACUGAAGGCAGUCAUCUGGACAGAUGUCUUCCAGACACUGGUCAUGUUCCUGGGGCAGCUGGCGGUUAUCAUUGUGGGGUCGGCCAAAGUGGGCGGUUUGGGGCACGUGUGGGAAGUGGCUUCCCAGCACGGCCUUAUCUCUGGAAUUGAGCUGGACCCGGACCCGUUUGUGCGGCACACGUUCUGGACGUUGGCCUUCGGGGGUGUCUUCAUGAUGCUCUCCUUGUAUGGAGUGAACCAAGCGCAGGUGCAGCGAUACCUCAGUUCCCGCACAGAGAAGGCUGCAGUGCUCUCCUGCUAUGCCGUCUUCCCCUGCCAGCAGGUGGCGCUCAGCAUGGGCUGCCUCAUUGGCCUGGUCAUGUUUACCUACUACCAGGAGUAUCCUAUGAGCACCCAGCAGAGUCAGGCAGCCCCUGACCAGUUCGUCUUGUACUUUGUGAUGGAUCUCCUGAGAGGCCUGCCGGGGCUGCCUGGGCUCUUUGUUGCCUGCCUCUUCAGUGGCUCCCUCAGCACCAUAUCCUCUGCUUUUAAUUCACUGGCAACUGUUACAAUGGAAGACUUGAUUCGACCCUGGUUCCCUCAUGUCUCUGAAGUCCGGGCCACCAUGCUUUCCAGAAUCAUCGCCUUUGGUUAUGGGCUACUUUGUCUGGGAAUGGCCUAUAUUUCCUCGCAGAUGGGACCUGUGCUGCAGGCAGCCAUCAGCAUCUUUGGUAUGGUUGGGGGGCCACUGCUUGGACUCUUCUGCCUUGGGAUGUUCUUUCCUUGUGCAAAUCCUCCUGGUGCCAUCGUGGGCCUGUUGGCUGGACUGAUUAUGGCCUUCUGGAUCGGCAUCGGGAGCAUAGUGACCAGCAUGGGCUCUGGCAGAGCACUCUCUCCCCCUAACGGGCCCAGCUUCUCUCUGUCCAGCAAUCUGACUGCUGUCACCAUGGCCACACUGAUGCCCUCAACUGCCGCCUCAAAGCCCACGGGGCUACAGCGGCUCUAUUCCCUGUCGUAUUUAUGGUACAGCGCUCACAACUCCACCACCGUCAUUGUGGUGGGCCUGGCUGUCAGUCUGCUCAGUGGGGGCAUGCGGGGCCGGACUGUGGACCCUCGGACCAUUUACCCAGUGUUGCCGAAACUCCUUGCCCUCCUGCCCCUGUCCUGUCAGAAGCGACUUCCCUGCAGAGCCGGCAGCCAGGACCUCUCCUUGGAAGCCGAUAUAUUUCCAGAGAAGAUGAGCAAUGGGAUGCUGAGGGGCAGCAGAGACCAGGUGGCCAUGGCUGUGCCUGAGGAAGGCCCCAUCCAGCCGGGGAUCAGCCCGACCUUCAUCCUCCAGGAGACCUCACUGUGAUCCUGGGAUCACAGACUUGGGACCCAGACCCAGAGACCCCCUGCGGUACGGGGAUGAGAGUUCCCUGGUGUUCCGCAGGAGGGUCACAGGCUGAGUGGCCUCACCCACACCAAAAGACCUUGUUCUUGGGAGUUUGCGCUACAGUAAAAGCUGUCAUGUCACAGGAGGUGUGAGAGUAGGACAAGGUUUUUCCUUGUUCUUUGCCCAUCUGUUCUCUAGAGAACCAGGCUUGCAGGGGGUACAAUUCUGCCAGAAAAAGGGAUAGAGGUAAAUCUGGCAAAAGGAUAAUGGCUUCUGAUUCAGCAUCGCCAGGCUUCUUUGAAGUGAAUGGAAAUAGCUGUGCUGGGCCCACUCUGGCAAGAUUGAUGCGGAGCUGCCUUGGCCAGCUCUUGUGGCCCUUGCAGUCCCAUCGGAGCACGGCUUCUGCCAGCCACACAGGGCCCCUGGGACACUACUUUCAGGUUGUCUGUGCUACCCAGACAUCCUGAUCUGUCUACCUCCAUUCUUGAGAGGGAGGUUUUGGUGUCCCUGAGAGGCCUCUCGGAACACACAGGUACAUUCAUUUCCUUUGUGUAGAGUAGGGACGCUUUUCACCUCGCUGCCCCACCCCCUACCUUUGCAAUGGGCACUUUGGGAUGGGGUGGAUGUUGAGAAACCAGGUCAUGACCAGGUCCACUGUGGAGUGCGCCAUCCGUCUGACUCCUGAGCCAUGCCACCCUCGUGUCAUUUGGUCAUUCAUGCUCCUGUUUCCUUUUGGAGUUUCUUACCCACAUAUCUUUGUUCCUAAGGAAUAAAAACUGCCAUUGGGCUAGAA
This is a messenger RNA of Bubalus bubalis (water buffalo), 3104 nucleotides long. It is a transcript of the gene SLC5A6, whose product is annotated as solute carrier family 5 member 6. Gene Ontology annotation, biological process: pantothenate transmembrane transport; biotin transport; sodium ion transport. The record is from RefSeq and is a predicted model, not a curated record. The transcript has 18 exons. The coding region runs from base 374 to 2290 and encodes 638 amino acids. NCBI's taxonomy places the organism in Eukaryota, Metazoa, Chordata, Mammalia, Artiodactyla, Bovidae. Gene Ontology annotation, cellular component: membrane. Gene Ontology annotation, molecular function: sodium-dependent multivitamin transmembrane transporter activity.